This is a messenger RNA of Prorocentrum cordatum, 6810 nucleotides long. The record is from the annotation of a GenBank genome assembly. Lineage: Eukaryota; Dinophyceae; Prorocentrales; Prorocentraceae.
AUGGCGACGGCAGGAGGAGCCGCUGCAGCCAGCGGCGAGGACAAGAGCAACGGGGGCAAGAUCCCAGUACCCGUCUUCGAUGGCACGAGCAAGACCAUGAAGAAGCACCGCCGAGAGGUCGCCACCUGGCAGAUCGGGACCGAGGUCAAGCCGCCCAAGCAGGGAGCGACCUUGCUGGCCAGCCUGAAGGGCAAGGCCGAGGAGGCGUGCGAGGAGCUCGAACUCGACUCCAUCAAGGGCGACGACUCGGUGGAGGUGUUCCUGGAGUACCUCGGGAAGCGCUUUCCCGAGAUCGAGGUGCCGGAGACUCCAGCGCUGCUGGAGACCUUCGUGCGCCCGGCCUGCGUCCGGCACGAGUACGAGGAGAUCCGCGACUACAACAACCGCUUCAACGGGAUAGCCACCAAGCUGAAGGCCAAGGGCAUCCAGGUGCCCAACGAGGUCCUGGCGGACCUGUACAUCAAGGGGGCCCGCCUGCCCCCGGAGCGCGCGGCGAGCGUGCUCAACGGCGUGGGCAACAAGUUUAACCCCACCAAGAUCCAGGAGCAGUUGAUGAUCAACUUGCCCAAGGUAUCGGUCGUGGACGGCCACAAGGACAGCCACGACAAAGGAGGCUACGGAGGUCACAAGAACAAGGACCACAAGCGGGCGUACGCCACGGAGACCUACGAGGAGGAUCGUAGGGCCGAUCUCGACGGCGCGUCCUCAGACAGCUCCGACGACUACGAGGACGAGCUGCCCGACGAGCUGCAGGACGCGAUCGACGAGGCGGAGGAGCAGGUAGCCUUCUUCACCAAGAAGAUGGUGCGCGCCAAGGACAAGCUGAAGGAGGCGAAGCAGGCGCGCGGCUACUUCGCCAAGCGCGACGGCGGCAACCCGCCGAAGAGAGACGAUCCCAAGAUCGCCAAGAUGAAGGCAAGGACACACUGCGGUGCAUGUGGCCAGAAGGGCCAUUGGCGCGGUGACCCGCAGUGCCCGAAGAAGAACGACCCUAGCGCCAAGGCCGACAUCCCGAGGAAGGGAAGCAACAGGACGAACAUCGCCACGAACGAGACCAGCGACGCGCAGGAGCCUCACGCGGCGGAGAUGACGGUCGCGGCGGUCUACCAGCAGGACCAGCGGGCCGCGGCUCGCGACAGGAAGUACGGCGCGCUGCACAGCAUCGACUGGACGCAGAUGCGCCAGGCCGCCGGGCUACCCGAAGAAGUUACGGCAGCGGCGUUCUUCAUCAAUAAGGACCACCAGUGCCUGAUGGCCGCGACGAGCUCGGCGCUUAUCUACCUCAGCGUCGAAGACCUGCUGAAGGAGUCGGGGGGCAAGCUGACCUUCGACACGGCCUGCGCGCGGUGCGUCGGCGGCCUCGACUGGUACAACGACAUCAAGAAAAGACUGGCCGCCUUCAACAUCCAGCCCAUCGAGUACCCCGAAAAGGAGCCGUUCCGAUUCGGGGCGUCCAAGGUGGUGUUCAGCCUCAAGGCGGCGCUGAUCCCCUGUUCGGUGAACGGCAAGGCCUUCACCGUCCGCAUGAGCAUCGUGCGCAGCGCCGCGCCAGGCCUGUUCAGCCGCAAGGCCCAAAGCGAGCUGGACACAGUCUACCACGCCGGAGACAACAAGCUGGACAUCAAAUCGAUCGACGAGCACGACAUUCAGAUGGGGCUGAGCCGCGCCGGACACCCGACGCUGGACAUCACAAACUUUACGCCGAGCUACAAGCCCGUUUCGGACGUCUCGGAUACCAAGGCCGAGGUUCGUCUCCACCCUUGCGCUUCUUACCACGCUGAGACAGCUGCGGCCAGCGCCGCCAAGCCGGCGGUGCCCGAGGCUCGCCACCAAAGGGUCGCCUCGGAGGCCGACGAGUCUCAGUCGGACACUGACUGCGACGCGCUCGAUAGCGCCGAACUGUUCGAGCAGCAGGUGCGCCAGGAGACGAGCCCGGGGAGCAGCAACCAGAACUUGCCGACGACGAGUACUGCCCGCCCCCCGGCGAUAUCCAGCAUGCGGAUGCCGGAGCUGCAGGCCGAGGUGGCAAGCUACGACUUGGAUGUGCGCGACGCCACGCACGACCAGCUCCGGGUGAUCUUGCGCGCGCUGAGGGCCGAGGGCCGCGAGAGCACGCCGCAGGACAACUGCAUCCCGGGGCCCGGCAAGAAGAACAAGGAGGAGCUCCAGCAGCUGUGCCGGGACCGCAAGAUCGAGUUCGACCAGCGCACGACCGUGCCGGAGCUCAGGCAGCGCCUCAAGGGCUGGAAGGUCGAGGACGCGGCCAGCAAAGCCUCGGCAACGGUGGCUCAUCCGAGCUCACAGAUCACCGGGGACGACAAGAUGCGCUUCGGCAAGUGGGUCAAGGCGCACGGAGUGCAGCCCAUCGCCCCGGAGAAGGCCAAGACCACCUUGGAGGCAGUGAUGGCCGAGGAGGUGGUGCUGGACGACGAGUGGGCGGCGCCAGCGGCGACGACCACGAGGGCCUCAGCAAGCCAGGGGAGCUGGGCCGGGCAUCGGCGCCAGCGUCCUCCGGAGCCGCACGAGAUGGACACCAGCGACAUGGGCUUCGAGAAGGCGGGCGAGACCGACAGGGAGGACGGGUUGCCAGCCCCGAGGCGGCGGCCAGGCAUCAAGAAGGGCAAGCGCGUCGGCCUCCACUACCAGGUCACGGGCUUGCUGAGCGCCUUCGCCUUUCAGACGGUGCUCACCGCGGACUGGCUGGCUAGACCUCUCAAGCCAGUGGUGCAGCAUGCUACCAGUGCUGCGGGAGACAUGGUCGACCACGUCCAGAACGUCAAGGAGGCCGAUAGCGUUCGCAGCCACCGCGUGGACGUCAUGCAGGUGUUCGGAGGCGAAGGCGGCAUCACCGAGGCGGCGUGGAAGCGCCAGAUGACGGCCACAGAGGUGAUCGACCGCAAGUACGGCUGGGACUUGCGCAAGCAGAAGGACCUCGACGCGACGUGCGACCUGCACUACGCCUCGAGGCCGAAGUUCGUGUCAAUCGAGCUACCCUGCACCCACUACACGAACAUCACGCACCUCAACUUUCGGACGCCGCAGGCCAAGCAGGCGCCCCGGCGGAUCUGGAGGGCGGAGCGGCCGUUCCUUUUAUUGGCCCGCGACCUCUUCAAGUACCAGCUCGACUCUGGCGACAUGGCCAUGAUCGAGAACCCGGCCACCAGCCGGCUCUGGACACAGCGCGCGAUUUUGGAGCUACUGGCAGACGAGCGCGUGUACCAGGUGAGGUGCGACAUGUGCGAGUACGGGGCUCGACACUACAAGACGGGGGGACUCAUCAAGCACCCCACGAAGCUGCCCGUUACCCAUAAGGAGUUCGAGCAGCUGAAGCGCACCUGCAGCCACAAGCACCAUGACCAGACCUUCGGGGACAACGUGGCGGUGCGCAAGUCUGGCGUUAUCCUGCCAAGUGGGCAGCGCGCCUACCAAGUGGACUGCCAGUCGCACUCGUCGCCCUUCAUCGUGACAGUGCCCAGGGAGCAGGCCACCGCCUACGUGAACGACACCGCGCCCCUGGGAGAAACGGGCGAGCCUGAUGGGGGCCCAGGCCCCAUGGGCGGCGGAGACGACUUCGCCGACACUCACGACGUGCGGGCCGAAGAUACUGUGGACGGCAGGAUCGGGGUCGGCGCGAUUACCUUCACAAAGAAAGCAGCAGCCUGCUGCAAGCCAGCCGAGCUGGCCAUGCUCAAGAGACUCCAUGUCAACUUGGGCCAUCCGUCUAAUGAAGAUUUGGGCCGCAGUUUGCGACUCACAGGCGCUAAGUCGGCCACCGUCCAGGCCGUCGAGGGGCUGAUCUGCGGGGUGUGCCGCUCGCAGCAGCGCCCGAGCGCGAGGAGACCAGCGCACCUCCACUUCGUGCAAGAUUUUGGAGACGACGUCGGCUUCGACUGCUUCGAGCUCAAGGACGUCGACGGCAAGAGCUACUGGUACUUCAGUAUUGUCGACCUGGCCACCACCUUCCACGUCGCGACGCUGAUCGGUCGCAACACCAGCCAGGGGUUCGCCGCCGCGUUCGAGAGGUGCUGGGCCUCCUGGGCGGGCGUACCGGACCGAGUCCACUUCGACAUGGAGAAGGGGUUCGGCGGCGCCCUCAGCGAGCUGUUCCAGUCAUUCAACACGGUGCAGCUGCCCAUCGCCAGUCAGGCACAUUGGCAGCUCGGUCGCGUGGAACGCCAGGGAGCUUGGUGGAAGGAGCUCGCGGCGAGGACGAUCGAGCACUCGUCGAUCAGGGGCGAGGACGAGAUGCGGACGCUGGCCAUCAUGGUAUCGGGCGCGAAGAACUCGCUGAGAAGGCGAGCAGGUUUCAGCCCCGCGCAGUGGGUGCUGGGACGCGACCCCAAGAUGCCUGGAGACCUAGUCGACGAUACGGCCAACUACAGCGCCCACAGCCUCGCGGCCAAAGACGAGAAGAUUCGCCGACGAUAUGCUAUUCGGACGGCGGCGCGCGAGUCGUUCAUGAGGAUGCAGAACGACGACCAGCUCCGGCGAAAGAAGGAGCAGCGGGAGCAGCACAACCGCAACGCCAAGAAGGGCAUCUGUCGAGGGCCGUGCGUAGUCAUCGGCCACCAAGGCGAGAACACCUGGGUCUCGCUAGGAGGGCGCACCAUGCUUGUGGCCCCGGAGCACAUCAAGGCACUCGCUCCGGACGACGUCUGGUUCCCGAACGGCAGGGACGAGAUCGGUCAGGCCGUGGCCGAGCUCAACCGGGCUCGCGACUCGCUCGAACAGGAAGAGGCUCCGGUGGAGGACAUCCGCCCGGCGCCUGGCGAGCCCGAGGUCAAGCCAGACGAGAUGGAGCAGGCGUGGCGGGAAUUUAUCGACAACCCGGACGACAGCGACCUCAGGCUGAACGUAUCCGGGGAUCCGCCCCAGCAGGAGCAGGUCCAGGUGCUGCCCGCCGACGUGCCGCAGCAAGCUGAAGAGGAGCGAACCCACGGCCCUGCCGAGUUCCGACGACGUCAAGCUACCUUCGACGGAGGGGACAGCGGCGACUUCGGCCCGGCCUUCAAGCGCCUCCAGACCGAGAGGGAGCACGCAGGCUCUGGCGCUCUGGUACUCUCCGUCGAGGAGUCCGAGGCGAUCAGGGGCAUGGCCAAGCCCGGCCUCAUCCUGCCCAGCCGGUUUGUGUACCGGGACAAGAACGCCCCGCUGCGGACCGACAAGCAUCCACUGCCGGUCAAGGCGAAGGCCCGACUCUGCGCCGGGGGUCACAUGGACCCGCGCCUCGCUCAGGGCGACCUGCGGACGGACGCGCCCACGGUCACCCGCAACUCGACCACGCUGUUCUUCACCAUCUGCCAGAGGUUCGACCUGGAGAUCUACGCGGCGGACGUGGAGGCGGCUUUCAUGCAAGGCGACGAGCAGCCCGACCAGCAGCUGUACAUGGCCCAGCCUCGCGAAGGUCUGCCUGGGCUUAACCCGAAGCAGCUGAUCAAAAUCCUCAAGGGAGUUUUCGGGCUGGCGACGGCACCGAGACAGUGGUGGGCGAAGCUCAAGAGGACCUUGCUCGCGGUGGAGGAGAAGCUGAGUGACAACUACGUGUUUCGCCUACACCAGCACUCGCUGGACCCAGCGCUGUACUGCGGCUACGACCAGCACGGGGAGCUCUGUGCGGUGGUGGUCGCCCACGUGGACGACUUGCUGCUGGGGGUCUCGCACAAGUACCCGGGCCUCUACGACAGGCUUCACAAGCUUUUGCCCUGGGGCGACUGGCGAGGCUUGCCUUUUACCUUUUGCGGCAAGCAGGCCUGGCGAGAUCAAGAAGGAGUGCUACAUCUACAGCAGACCGAGCACGCGAACACCAUCGAGGAGAUUCCGCUCAGCAAGGAGCGCAAGACGGAACUGUCGUCAGAUGCUACGCCAGCCGAGUUCUCGGACAACCGCUCCGCACUCGCAGCGCUCGGGCGGCCUUCAUCGCAGACUCGCCCCGACCUGGCAGCUGGAGUGGCCAUGGGGCAGCGAGCCCAGAACAAGCCCACCAUCCAGGACUUGCUCGAGACGAACAGGCUCAUCAAGCUGGCGCGGAAGCACGCGGACGUGGGUUUGGAGUUCCCUAAGUUACGCGGACCUCUGUGCCUGGUGACGUUCCACGACGCCAUUUGGGCCAACGCUGAUGAGCCAGCUGAAGGCGCCAUCUCCAAGUUGCUCGCGAAGAUCGUGGAAGCAACCAGUAAGGACAAGAAGAUCAAGAUUCGCUCGCAGGCCGGCUACGUGACUUCUCUCGCAGAAGCCAAGCUACUACGCGGAGAUCGAGCUCGAGCAGGGAUCGUUGAUUGGAGAUCGGGCACCAUCAAGAGAGUUUGCAGAUCUACGUUGGCAGCCGAGACGAUGUCGGCAGUAGACGCUCUAGGCUGUGCUCAGAUUACACGCUGUGGUUUCGCUUCGCUAGAGAUUCCGGAUGCCCAUCCAGAGGACAUCCCGCCGAGUCUGUUGCCGCUCGCUCAGGUCACAGAUUGCGCCAGCUUGUGCGAUACGAUGCACAAAGACGGUUAUUCCAAGCCCCCGUCAAAGCGGCGCCUUUUGCUCGACCUAGUGGGCCUCAAGGAGUCACUAGAAGAGGAAGUUAGCAACGAGUUCGUCGCUGACGAUCAGCGCAGCCAGCUACCUCUCUUUUGGGUUCCGACUGAUCAACAGCUCGGUGAUCAGUUCACCAAGCGAUCGGACGGCAGUGCUAUCAGGGCAGCGCUGCGAGACACACGCCUCGCUUUGCAGCAUCAAGAGCCGACUGACCAGGCCAGAAAGCACGAGGCACACCUGACCAGUGCCGGCUCACUUUUCAAGCGCGCGGUGCGCCUGGUCUCAUUUUAG